GAAACAUCUUAAGCAUCAAAUCACACAGGAAUUCUUGAAAAAUAAACCACAAUCUUGAAACAGCACACAGUACUUGAGUGAUCAUCAAAAAUGGAUUCAUCAAACCUUACAUCACUUCCAGAAGAAGGCUCAGAAGAAACCCACAAUCUUCCUUCUGCCUUUUCUUCUGUCCCUUCUCGCCCUCCCAUUCGGAAGUCUUCAGAGAAAUAUGCACCUUUAGACUGGUCAGAUUAUUUCGAUCAAGAGGAUGACAUUCAGAUCCCAGAUUCAGAUGAUGUAUUUCAUGUUUAUAUGGCAGGAACUGAAGGCCCUGUUAUUUUUUGCCUGCAUGGUGGUGGUUAUUCUGGGCUCUCAUUUGCAUUGGCAGCAAGCAAACUUAAGGAGAAAGCUAGGAUAAUGGCCAUGGAUCUAAGAGGACAUGGAAAGUCAUCUACGCAAAAUGAUGUAGAUUUGUCCAUUGAGACGCUAUGCAGUGAUGUGAUUUCUAUUUUGAAGACAAUGUAUGGAGAUGCUCCGCCUGCAAUUGUGCUUGUUGGUCACAGUAUGGGAGGUGCAGUUGCAAUUCAUGUUGCUGCAAAAAAAUCACUUCCAAGUCUGGCUGGCUUGGUGGUUGUGGACGUUGUUGAGGGUACAGCAAUGGCAUCAUUGAUUCAUAUGCAGAAGAUUCUGUCGAACAGGAUGCAGCAUUUCUCGACCCCUGAAAAAGCGAUUGAAUGGAGUGUCAAAUCAGGCUCUUUGAGAAAUAUUGACUCUGCUCGUGUAUCAAUCCCCAGCACAUUGAAAUAUGAUGACUCAAAAAAAUGUUACACGCAUAGAGCAAGACUUGAAGAAACCGAACAGUAUUGGAGAGGGUGGUAUGAAGGCCUUUCAGAGAAGUUUUUGUCAUCUCCUGUGCCAAAGUUAUUGCUUUUAGCUGGGACAGACAGACUUGACAGAACCCUCACAAUAGGUCAAAUGCAAGGGAAGUUCCAAAUGGUGGUCGUCAGACACACAGGCCAUGCUAUACAGGAAGAUGUGCCUGAUGAAUUUGUCAAUUUGAUACUCAAUUUUAUUUCCCAUAAUCGAAUAGGCCCACAUGGAAUUGAGAUACCUGGACUUCGUCGACCCCCUCAGUCAAAACCUUGAAUACUGGACUGAUGCAAAAUAAGAAUUUACUAGUUUGGAUCUGUAACUUACUAGUAUCGUUUGGGAGCAUGUAGAAUGGCUUUGGAGAUGUUUGCGUGGAGAUUGUACAUAGAGGUGUCAGCUGUAAUAAAUGUUCUAUUUGGCAAACAAGAGCAUUUAGAAUAGUUUAGCGUUUUGUUACUUAUUAAUGCAGGUAUUUGAAAACACAUGAACUUCCAUGAAUCAAGAACAAUAUGGCACUAGAAAUGCUUUCCACUGACUGUCGACAAAAUAAUAAUCGUACCCUCUUGUUGAUU
Molecule: messenger RNA, 1421 nt
Organism: Lycium barbarum (goji berry)
Lineage: Eukaryota; Viridiplantae; Streptophyta; Magnoliopsida; Solanales; Solanaceae
Exons: 13
Coding region: 91-1125 (344 amino acids)
Biological process (GO): protein demethylation
Molecular function (GO): protein methylesterase activity
Source: RefSeq, a predicted model, not a curated record